Messenger RNA from Leptosia nina, 1845 nucleotides. The record is from the annotation of a GenBank genome assembly. NCBI's taxonomy places the organism in Eukaryota, Metazoa, Arthropoda, Insecta, Lepidoptera, Pieridae.
AUGCUGAAUUUAAAUGUUAUAACGAAUAAAGUUCUUGGGUUUAUCCAAGUCAGGUCCAGAUGGAAACCCUGGAUGCAAUGGAUGUUAAGAAUUUUCGCUCUAUCCCAGGCUAUAACUCCGGCAGGGUGGCCUGCGUCCUAUCAUUUGAAAGAUGGCGAUACUUUCGAUUUCAUCGUGGUUGGCGCUGGUUCUGCCGGUGCUGUGGUUGCGACGAGGCUUAGUGAAGUAUACCAUUGGAAAGUACUUCUUCUUGAAGCUGGAGGAGAUCCACCACCAGCGAGUGUGAUACCGAGUUUCUUCGGCUUUUUAGCGAACACGGAGUACGAUUGGAAUUAUAAAGGUUAUUUGGACCCCGGUGUAGGAAGUACACAUCCCGGUGGCUACAUACCCAUUACACGUGGGAAAAUGUUGGGAGGAUCUUCCUCAAAUAACUACGAAAUCUAUUCCAGGGGAGUACCGAAAGACUACGACGAGUGGGGAGACGUUGCACCUGGAUGGAACUGGAACUCUGUAAUGCCAUACUUCUUGAAACUCGAAGGUAUGAAGGAUUCUUCUGUGUUUGAAAAUCCAAGAAACGCACAACUCCAUUCAAGAACUGGUCCCGUGGCUGUAUCUCGGCCAGUGUCUAACCGAUAUUUUCAGCAAAUAGAUGAAAUAGUACUGAACUCCUACGAAGAAAUAGGCGUCAAACGAGUGUUAGAAAAUAAUGGACCUGAAAUAUUUGGUAUAGCUCGACCACAUUUCACCUUCGCAAAUGGUAGAAGGUCGAGUACAGCGGAGUCUUAUCUAAGACCUGCUAAAAAUAGGGGCAACUUCUUCAUAACGAAGCAUGCAAGAGUUAUUAAAGUACAUAUUGACCCUAGAUCGCUUAGAGCUCACGGCGUUCGCGUUGCAUUAGGAAACGGAGAUAUUAUAAAUGCUUAUGCUAGGAAUGAAGUUAUACUGUCCCUCGGUUCUAUUGAUACACCAAAACUUCUAAUUUUAUCUGGUAUCGGACCCAAAGAAACUUUAAAGAAGUUUAAAAUUAAACCGUUUGCUGAUCUUCCUGUUGGUAAAAGACUGCAGGAUCAUUUAACGGUACCAUUAGCUAUAACAGGACGGAAAGGAAUUGGUACAGCUAUUCAAAAUAUCCUCAUCAGUGCUGAGCUAGACUCUUAUCCAACACCGAUACAAUGUGGCUUUUUUAAGCUGAAUCAUACUCAUUCUGAUCGUUUUAAACAUAAGCCACAAUUCCAAAUUUUCAACAUUCAUAUAGGCGCCACUGCAGCCGCUGGGGUUUAUUACGGAUGUCAAACUAUUGCAAAUUAUGACAAACGUUUCUGUUUCUCUAUAGGAAAUGCGAAUAAGAUUAGAGAAAUAGACUUCACGUCUUUAGUAUUCUUACAUCCAUUGUCAAGAGGCUCAGUGAGUAUACAAAGCACUAACCCAUUUGACGAUCCAGUAAUAAAAUUGGGUUACUUUAGAAAUAGGAAAGAUAUAAGAUCUGUCGCUGAGGGAGUUAAAUUUGUGACACAAAUAGCACAAGCAUCGUUCUAUAGGAGCGUCGGUGGUAGGGUUGUGGAGGUAGAUGUUAAGGGAUGUGAGAAUUUGAAAUGGGGCACAGAUGCGUACUGGGAUUGUUAUGUAGUAAACACUGCUACGUCUUUACAACAUCCAGUGGGAACCUGUCCCAUGGGACCUGAUGGCGUUGUUAAUGAAAGAUUAAGAGUUCAUCACAUAGAUGGUUUAAGAAUUGUAGAUGCAUCUAUUAUGCCUGAGAUAUCCAGUGGGAAUACUAAUGCACCCGUUAUAAUGAUUGGAGAAAAGGCAGCAGAUAUGAUAAAAGAAGAUUAUGGCGUGUUAUAA